GGAAGCCCCAUGACUGGGCAGCUUGGGGUGUGGCCAGGCCAGUGUGAAGAGUUCAGGACAAGUUCAGGGUGCUGGCCAAGCAGCGUCUGUGCCCUGUGACUCUGGGCCCAGCCCAGCCUGCCCUGUGCCUGUUCCCUCAGAUGUGUGACCACUCUGGACUCCUGUUCCGUGCUCCCCCUUACUCCUGGGUCCCUCUGGCUUUGGCAGUGGCCUCGGCAGGGGCCUGCCUCAGCCUUGGCUUCUUCCUGGGGGCUUGAGGCCCAAACCUGCUUCUCCAAGCUCUGCAGGUGUUCCUCCAUCUUCUGCUCAGCAGGUGGGGCUGGGCCUCCUAGGGCUCUGAGGUGCCCUAUGUGGGGGCCUUGACCAGGAGGUGCUGACCCCACAGGCUUUUUGAAAGGCCAAGGGUUGUCAUGGAGAUGGGGUGGGGGUGGCUCUGGGCUGCUCUCUGUCCUGCAACACCCAGGAUGGCCAGUUCUUGGAGUGAUGCUGCAUUGUGCCCUUGCUGAAUAGCUGUGGCCUUGAGACAUCAAGGAAGGCCUCACUGAGGCCAGCAGACCCUGGGGCAGGCCACAGGAAGAGCGGGUGCAAAGAUACAGGGUUGGAAAGUGUCCCAGGGUCCUACUGGGUGGAGACACAAGGUCUGUGGGGCAGCAGGGCCAUGCUGGGGCUGUGUGUGUCUGUGUGUCCAAAGGACUAAGGAGAGGGCUGCGGAGGGGUUGGCAGGCAGAGGUGAGGCCAGGAGGCCCUGUGGGGUCUGAGGUGGAGGAGAGCUUGGAUCUGCCUCCUGGGGGUGGGGAGUUCCUCCUGCUCCUCCUCCUGCUGCCCUCACACAUGAUUUUCUCACCAGACUGGGCCUGGCCUUCAGCUCCUGGGACAAGCCUGACCUGAAGUCUUCCUCUCAGUAGGGGCUGCAAGGACACUGUUCCUGCCACUGCCAGGGCAUCAGGAAGGGCAUUCAUGGAGUGGCCUAGCACAUGUCCCAAGAGAGGGACAGGGACCCCUAACACUGGACGUGCAUGAAACACACACAAAAAAAACCACCCAACAACUGGUGCAGGAGCAGCAACCAUCCAGCCACGUCUGACCUGACCCUCCAAGGGGACCCUGGCGCGGGCCCACCAGCGGUGCCGCCUGCUCCCUCCGCAGUCAGGAGUGGCUCGGGGGUGGCGGUGUCUAAAGGGGCUGGUUGCCAUGGCUACCAUAGGGUUCCGAGGCCGUCAUCUGGUCCCUGCCUCAGCCAAUCGGCGGUGGGAGCCCGAGCUGCAGCCUAGAGUCACGCUUCUUCCUUGCAGCCACACAGUGGCCAAGAGCAGGGACCCGCUUCCUGGAGUGGCUCAGAGUGCUCGGACGGACAGCCAGGCCCAGCAUGGCGGAGCGCGGGCCGGUGGGGCGGGAGCAGGCACACGGAGCCAGGCAGGGCGAGGGCCCCGAGGAGCCAGAGGCACGAGGGCCCUGUUCUGGUCCCAGGGCCUGGGGACAUCUGCCACCAUGGGCCAGGAGGAGGAUGGAUGUGGACACGACCCUGGGAGCCUGGCCUGGCCACAGCAGCAGCUCUGCAGAACCAAGGACAGAUUGAUUCACUUUGGAGCUGUAAGUACUGAUGUAUUAGGGUGCAGCGCUCAUUGUUCAUUGACGCACAGAGUCCCAAAAUGAAUAUCCAAGAGCAGGGUUUCCCCUUGGACCUCGGAGCAAGUUUCACCGAAGAUGCCCCCCGACCCCCAGUGCCUGGUGAGGAGGGUGAACUGGUGUCCACGGACCCCAGGCCCAUCAGCCACAGCUUCUGCUCUGGGAAAGGUGCCGGGAUUAAAGGUGAGACUUCAACAGCCACUCCGAGGCGCUCAGAUCUGGACCUGGGGUACGAGCCUGAGGGCAGCGCUUCGCCCACCCCUCCGUACUUGAAGUGGGCCGAGUCGCUGCACUCCCUACUGGAUGAUCAAGACGGGAUAAACCUGUUUAGAACUUUUCUGAAGCAGGAGGACUGUGCUGAUCUCCUGGACUUCUGGUUUGCCUGCAGCGGCUUUAGGAAACUGGAGCCCUGUGACUCGAAUGAGGAGAAGAGGCUGAAGCUGGCCAGAGCUAUCUACCGCAAGUACAUCCUCGAUAACAAUGGCAUUGUGUCCAGGCAGACCAAGCCAGCCACCAAGAGCUUCAUAAAGGACUGCAUCAUGAAGCAGCAGAUUGAUCCUGCCAUGUUCGACCAGGCCCAGACGGAAAUCCAGUCUACCAUGGAGGAGAACACCUACCCCUCGUUCCUCAAGUCCGAUAUUUAUUUGGAGUACACGAGGACAGGCUCAGAGAGCCCAAAGCUCUGCAGUGACCAGAGCUCCGGGUCGGGGACAGGGAAGGGAGUACCUGGAUACCUACCCACUUUGAACGAAGAUGAGGAAUGGAAAUGUGACCAAGACGUAGACGAAGACGAUGGCAGAGACCCUGCUCCCCCCGGCAGGCUCACGCAGAAGCUGCUUCUGGAAACCGCCGCCCCGAGGGCCUCCUCAAGUAGACGGUACAGCGAAGGCAGAGAGUUCAGGUGUGGAAGCCAGGCGUGGUCACAGAACCAGCCGAAGGCGGAGUGGGGCCGGUUCCUGCUGACGACGACGGGCAGGUAUGGAUCCUGGCGGGAGCCUGUCAACCCCUACUAUGUCAACUCCGGCUAUGCCCUCGCCCCAGCAACCAGCGCCAACGACAGUGAGCAGCAGAGCCUGUCCAGCGAUGCUGACAGCCUGUCCCUCACCGACAGCAGCGUGGAUGGAGUCCCACCUUACAGGAUCCGCAAGCAGCACCGCCGGGAGAUGCAGGAGAGCGUCCAGGUCAACGGGCGCGUGCCUCUACCUCACAUUCCUCGCACGUACCGAAUGCCAAAGGAAGUCCGUGUGGAGCCCCAGAAGUUUGCCGCAGAGCUCAUCCACCGCCUGGAGGCUGUGCAGCGGACGCGGGAGGCCGAGGAGAAGCUGGAGGAGCGGCUGAAGCGCGUCCGGAUGGAGGAAGAAGGUGAGGAUGGUGAUGUGUCCUCUGGCCCCCCAGGGGCCAGUCAUAAGCUGCCUUCAGCCCCGGCCUGGCACCACUUCCCACCCCGCUAUGCGGAUAUGAGCUGUGUGGGGCUGCGGGAUGCACACGAGGAGAACCCGGAGAGCAUCCUGGACGAGCAUGUGCAGCGAGUCAUGAGGACACCGGGCUGCCAGUCACCAGGGCCCGGCCACCGCUCCCCGGACAGUGCGCACAUGCCCAAGAUGGGAGCGCUAGGAGGCACGGUGCCCGGGCACGGAAAGCACGUGCCCAAGUCGGGGGCGAAGCUGGACACAGCUGGCCUGCACCUCCACAGACACGGCCACCACCACGGCCACCAUGGCUCAGCUAGGCCCAAGGAGCCUGCCGAGGCCGAGGCCUCCCGCCGGGUCCAGAGCAGCUUCGCGUGGGGCCCAGAGCUGCACGGCCACGCGGCCAAGCCCCGAAGCCACGUGGAGAGCAUGGGCGCCGCCCCCACCACCAGUGACAGCCUGGCCUACAGCGGGAAGGCAAGCAUGACCUCCAAAAGAAACUCCAAGAAGGCUGAGUCGGGGAAGAGCACCAGCGUGGAGGCGCCAGGCCCCUCUGAGGAUGCAGAGAAGAACCAGAAAAUCAUGCAGUGGAUCAUCGAGGGCGAGAAGGAGAUCAGCAGGCACCGGAAGGCUGGCCACGGGUCGUCCGGGGCAAAAAAGCAGCAGGCCCACGAGAGCUCCCGGCCCUUGUCCAUCGAGCGCCCCGGGGCCGUGCACCCCUGGGUCAGCGCCCAGCUCCGGACCUCCGUGCAGCCCUCGCAUCUCUUCAUCCAGGACCCCACGAUGCCGCCCAACCCGGCCCCCAACCCUCUGACGCAGCUGGAGGAGGCCCGCCGGCGCCUGGAGGAGGAGGAGAAGAGGGCCAGCAAGGCGCCCUCGAGGCAGAGGUAUGUGCAGGAGGUCAUCCAGCGGGGGCGCUCCUGUGUCAGGCCAGCGUGCACGCCCGUGCUGAGCGUGGUGCCAGCGGUGUCCGACCUGGAGCUCUCCGAGACAGAGACAAAAUCGCAGAGGAAGGCAGGCGGUGGGAGUGCCCAGUCGUGUGACAGCAUCGUCGUGGCCUACUAUUUCUGUGGGGAGCCCAUCCCCUACCGGACCCUGGUGAGGGGCCGUGCGGUCACCCUGGGCCAGUUCAAGGAGCUGCUGACCAAGAAAGGCAACUACAGAUACUACUUCAAGAAGGUGAGCGAUGAGUUCGAAUGCGGUGUGGUGUUCGAGGAGGUGCGUGAGGAUGGGGCCGUGCUGCCCGUCUUCGAGGAGAAGGUCAUCGGCAAGGUGGAGAAGGUGGACUGACGGGCGGGCCUGGCCUCCGUGCUGCGCACCACGAGGGCCUGUGCCGGGUUGCAAGAGUGUGGCAGACACACGGCUGCUGGCGGAAGGCCAGGUGCUGCCCGCUUCACAGCUGCCGCCCCUUUGGUCCAUCUGUGUCCAGGAGGGCGGGGGGUCCCUCUGGGGUCCCACAGGCUUCCACCCACUCCUCUGCAGGACACUCAAGAGCCCACCCAGCAGGGAGCCCACCAUGGGGCCGCCUUGAGACCCUCCCCCGCGGCCCCCUGCUGCUAACCACGGACGCCCCCGGCGCUCACCCCACAGGCUCUGCUUCUCCUUCUGGGACUCGCCCGCCAUGGCCUGCCCUGGUCAGGCCUGUCCCAGAGCCGGGGUGCAGGGGGCCCCGUGGGGCCUCUGUCCAUUGUACAUGUCACCGAGUGCCUUCAACACAGCUUGUCUCUUGCCUCACUGUGUGGACCCGGCGACGGAGCACCGAGGCCCAAGCGUGGGCUCAGCGGGUCCCGGGCCCCUUCCUCCUAAGGGCCCAUGUAAAUAUGUACAUUUCUCAGGCCUGGGCCAGCGGGGAGGGGCUGCCCCAAGCCCGUUUUUCAUGCGCUGACUUGUACAAUUAUCUUUUCAAAGGUACUUGGAUAAUAAUGAAAUA
Molecule: messenger RNA, 4965 nt
Organism: Globicephala melas (long-finned pilot whale)
Lineage: Eukaryota; Metazoa; Chordata; Mammalia; Artiodactyla; Delphinidae
Gene: AXIN1
Product: axin 1
Biological process (GO): positive regulation of protein kinase activity; cell development; positive regulation of proteasomal ubiquitin-dependent protein catabolic process
Cellular component (GO): plasma membrane; beta-catenin destruction complex; nucleus
Molecular function (GO): beta-catenin binding; molecular adaptor activity; protein kinase binding
Source: RefSeq, a predicted model, not a curated record